AUGCCAACGCUCCUUGAGUCUCCAAGCCAGCCUUGGGGGUCUCGUUGCGAGAUGCCGCUGGCACAGGCGCUGCAGGAUCACACGUCAAUCCUGGUAGAGUACUAUUUCAAAGAGGUGUGCGGAAUGAUGUCUUGCUACGACAGUCAAAUGAACCCAUACCGAACAACCAUUUCCAACAUUUGGUCCGGCUCCCAAUCGCUCUACUACGUCACUCAGAGCAUGGCUGCUGCAUGUCUUUCCGAUGUCAUGCCCGGCCUUUCUUCUCUCGGUAGGCAACUCCGAGACCAGGCAGCGCUGUGCCUGUCGAUGGAAGCUCGAGAGUCUCAAAUGGAAACCUCAUCCCUGCUGGCAUUAGUCAUGCUCGGAAUGAGCCUCAGCUGGCACGACCCUGAUAGCGUAGGCCAGCUGGAGUUUGAGAUACUCGCCAAGACGGUCUCGUCUUCUGCCAACUGUCAGAUCAACUCUCCUCUGGCCCAUAAACAUAAACGCGUCUUUUUCUACAACUCUCUUGUCUACUGGCAGAUGCUCCUAGCAUUCGUUACCGACCAGGAACCCAAUCUCCAGGGCAUCACCCAAAACCAACCACAGCCAGCCCAAUUCGAAGGGCCAGAAACAUCGGAAUCCUACAUACCACAUCCCCAAACGGGCAUCGGCAUCGAGGCUCAGAGGCUCGUGGCAAGAGUGGCAAGCCUUGUUCGAAAAGAAAGAAGACGUAUUCGCAAUCGCCAGUUUGCAUCUAGAAAUGAUAUCGAUCAAGCCAAAACAGCCAUUCUUGACGCGGAGCGCUUGCACUCCGAGCUGUGCGCAAUUCAGCUGCCGCGCGAGGAUGAGAUUGUCGACUCGGGUGACGAGAUGACUCCGGCCGAUCAUCUGCUCAAGGUUGCCGAGGCAUACAGGUGUACUGGCUUACUACAACUCUACCGCAACUUUCCAGAUCUGUUGUCGUCCUAUGCGUCAUCAUGUAAACAAAAAACCCAGUCCGUCAGCUCAAGCACCCGUGAGGACUCUCGCCCCAGCUCAGAUGCAGCAUUUUCACAAGAUGUGUGGCUGACUGGUUUGGCCCUGCACAUUCUCGAUUUAAUACAGGAUAUUCCUACAUCAUCGAGGAGCCGGUCCAUCCAGCCAUUGCUGUUUGUGAGCAUCUGCAGUGAGUUGGCUCUGGGUCGUGGGGCUCUCUCGCUUCCCGAUGUGUUGAUACCGCCCGUGGCAAGCAUUGCCACCAGCCCACGGUUUAAAGCACCAGCGACUGACCUCGAAGUCUUGCGUGCAAGGAAGUUUGUCAUCUCGCGCCUCUCGUCCUUUGAAAACAUGCUAGCCGCGAAGCCCAUACGUCGAAUGCUGCUACUGGUUAAAGAGACUUGGAAGUGCAUGGAAGAGAAACAGCAGAAUGUAUACUGGAUGGACGUCAUGAUGGAAAAGGGCUACGAGACCCUUAUGGGCUAA
Metarhizium acridum CQMa 102 is the source of this 1443-nucleotide messenger RNA. NCBI's taxonomy places the organism in Eukaryota, Fungi, Ascomycota, Sordariomycetes, Hypocreales, Clavicipitaceae. The record is from RefSeq and is a predicted model, not a curated record.